Sorex araneus (European shrew) is the source of this 663-nucleotide messenger RNA. It is a transcript of the gene TERB2, whose product is annotated as telomere repeat binding bouquet formation protein 2. The transcript has 7 exons. Gene Ontology annotation, biological process: homologous chromosome pairing at meiosis; meiotic attachment of telomere to nuclear envelope. Gene Ontology annotation, cellular component: nuclear inner membrane. The record is from RefSeq and is a predicted model, not a curated record. Bases 1 to 663 code for a protein of 220 amino acids. NCBI's taxonomy places the organism in Eukaryota, Metazoa, Chordata, Mammalia, Eulipotyphla, Soricidae.
AUGUUUCAGGGGCAGCAGGGAUGGUUCUGCCGCAGCGUCAGUCGGGACUUGAGGCGGUUCUGGGAGGCCGAAGGGGGAAGGCUCAGUGAUCCUCAGGCCGCCGACUACUUGUUCAGCUGCGAUGCCUCACACCCAGACACGAGGAGAAUAUAUCAGAGCCUCGAAUAUAUCGAAGAUAAUGCAACAGUGUUUCACGCCUACUAUCUGUCUGCAGUAGCUCACUCUGAAAUCAAAGGCUCAGUGGCUUUAGGCCAUUUUAUCCUUCCUCCUGCAUGCCUGCAAGAAGAAAUAAGAAGAAAAAUUGGUAAUUUUAUUUGGGAACAAGAUCAACAUUUUCUGAGAAAAGAGCAUAAAGAAUCACCAAAUGAAAUAAAGAUACUUCAGAAAAGCAGUGAACUAGCUAAAGAUAACAAAAAAGAAGUAUUCAAAAGCACAGAAAAGCAUUUUAGAGGGACUCCAGUUACAGAAAAGCAAAUGUACUUCCCUCUUCAGAAUUAUCCAGUGAACAACAUGGUAACAGGGUAUAUAUCAAUUGAUGUCAUGAAGAAAUUCCUUGGAGAGUUAAAUGACUUCAUACCUGGAAGCUCAGGAUAUUUGGCAUAUCAUGUUCAAGAUGAAAUUAACAUGUCUGCUAUAAAAAAUAAAUUGAAGAGGAAAUGUUAA